Sardina pilchardus (European sardine) is the source of this 4136-nucleotide messenger RNA. Its product is annotated as MICAL-like protein 1. The transcript has 15 exons. Bases 802 to 3678 code for a protein of 958 amino acids. Lineage: Eukaryota; Metazoa; Chordata; Actinopteri; Clupeiformes; Clupeidae. Gene Ontology annotation, molecular function: protein binding. The record is from RefSeq and is a predicted model, not a curated record.
AUUAUUAACACUAUAACUGCUGCACCGUUUAAGAUGCAGUGUUCAUUCAAUUGAAUUCACGUGUGAAUACUUAGCGUAACUGAUCUAGAAUCUAAUGCCUUGUCUCCCCACCCCUGCAGAUAAAUCGAGAUGUCUGUAGGCCUAUCCCCCUACUGGUCGUUCAGGGAAAUCGUUCUGCGGUCUGCAAGUCAUACGAUAUUGUUUUGAAUCUGUUAUUCUUUAGCGGGAUCUUGUGCGUGUAAGUGUCCAUUGGGAAUGUAUAUUUGUAGAUUCCUUUACAGUUUCGGAAGGGCGUCUAAAUUUCAUGCAACAUUUAGAAACGUCUAUCUACUAUCGGCAUUGCACUAUUCACCGUGUGCUGCCUGUGGUCUGUUGCGUGGAUAGAAAAGUAAGCAGUUUUCUUCAGUUAACGGAAGUCGGUAGGUAGCCUUCAUGUGUGUUAAGUAGGCCUGUGAAUGCAUUAAUUUGGCUCUUAACGCUGAAGACGAUUGUUGACAUCAACAUUAUGAUUAGAUCGGUUGCUAAGAACUCCGAAUGGCCAGACUGAAGUUGUGGUGAGCUCAUACAGUCCACCACAUGAAUUAGUGGGGUGAAUAUUUUGAAGGCUGAAGAAUAUUUCAAGGAAUAUUGUUUAUCUUGGUGAAUUUAUUUAUUUAUUUUUUUAUCCACGGCGCAAUCGCGAAUGCGGGCUUUACCAUGACAUGUGCCGAAGAAGACGGCAACAAAUGUGUCACCUAACGUUACAGUAGCUGGGUGCUCGGGCUGCUCUUCAAAGACGUGGCAAACGCAUUCUACAGUAAUAUGGGGUCCCAGAAACUUCUGCAGGAUUGGUGUCGCUUACAGUGCGAAAACUAUUCAAAUGUGGAAAUCAGGGAUUUGACCACCUCUUUCAAAGAUGGAUUGGCUUUCUGCGCUAUCAUCCACAAACACAGACCAGACUUGCUUGAUUUUCAUUCACUGUCAAAGGAGGAAGGCUAUGAAAACAAUCGCCUGGCCUUCGAAGUAGCGGAGACACAUCUAGGUAUCCCUGCUUUGCUUGACCCUGCUGACAUGGUGUCUCCAGAGGUGCCCGACAGGCUGAGUGUCAUCACCUACCUUUCCCAGUACUUCACCUACUUUGCCAAGACAUCUGAUGCUGGAUUCAGCAACUUCCUGAUGUCCAGCCUCCCUAGGACCUGCAAGGAUGGAAAGAAAGGUCUCCAGGUACACCAAACAAAAACCUCAGCAGAGAAGGGGAAGGGCCAGAUCGUCAGCAGAGCUCCAGCCCACUUGUGUAGGGCGUGCCAGAAGCGUGUUCACCUGGUACAGAGACACAUUGUGGAUGGAAAGUUGUACCAUCGAAGCUGCUUCAAGUGUAGUCAGUGCAGCAGCACCCUUUUCCCAGGAUCAUACAGAAAGGGAGAUGAGGCUGGCCAGCUACUGUGUUCACACGUCUGCAUACAAAAACCAAAUGGCUUCCCAAAACAGCACAGCCUUGCAGACCCAGCAGAAGCCCUUCAGAGUGGGACGACUCAAGACGUGCCUUGUUCAACCAGCCUCACUGAAAAGCACAGUCUAGAGGUGGACAAAGAGAAGAGAAGCGAAAGCCAGUCGCCCGAGAGCACGAAUGGACACAAACAGGGCAUCAAAUACAGUGGCCAAGUGGACGAUAAAGAGAAAUCACUUCCUGACAAGCAGGUAGGAACAGAAAAGGCAGAAGGAAAACAAACUCUUGAAAAACAGAAGCUCAUGGACGUUGACACAAAGAAGCUGGGGGUUAGUGCAGGCACUGGCUCUUCUCCCGCGCUGGCUGGACAGUCGGGGACAAACAGUCGGCCUGUGCCAGCACCGCGUAGGGCGAAAGCCCGACAGCAGGAGUCCAGCAGGCCUAAUCCCCCUUGGCCACCACCCAGGGCACAUCCUGCUAAAGUGAUGAACCGUUCUCAGUCUGAGAAUCAUGAAACCAAGUUUGGAGAUGGGGAGGAAGGCUUUGGCGGGUCGAGAAGCUCUGACCAAUCCAGUGAAAACCAGAAGCCAAAAAGUCCCCCUUGGCUGGAUUUGAUUCACCCUGGACCUUGGGCCAAACUUCCUCCAGUCGCUCUUCCACCACAACCCACUCGCUCCUGCUCUGUCCCUUUCCUCAGUGAGAUGUGGUCAAGGCAGAAGGCUGUCCACCUCUCCCCUCAUAAUCCAUUUGACGAGGAGGACGACGUCAGUGAAGAUCUUGAGGGAUCACACCAAGACACACGGACAGCGUGUUCAGGGAGGGAUGAGAGGCAGGUGCAGAUGACCAUGGUGACAAGCCAGACAUGGUGUGGCACUAGUGUACGGGACCAAGCCUGCGCUGAAAGGUCAGCUGAUGAGAGCCAAACCUCAAAGGCCAGCGUCCCUCAAUCAGCUGAACGCACUGAUACACCACCCGCAUGUAAAGGGGAAUCCAUAUCCAUUUCUAAGGAGAGAGGGGUGGUGUGCUCAGCAGAAGACUCUAACUCACCGGGUGACACCCCUUUAGCUAAAGCUAAUGCUCCAACAAGCAUGGCUGAAACGGGCCGUCUUGAGAAACCACUAGCUGAGACUAAUGGCACGGGUAACGUGGCUCAGUCGACUUGUUUAUCUCGCAUAUCAGAUUUAGCCGAGACUGCGGGUUCAGUGUGUGCGCUAAAUUUAGCUAAAGCAGUCACCACACCUGAGGCUUCCAGAUUAGAAUCCUCUGCUGGCAGACCUGAAUUAGAGAGUUUGCCCAAAUCUGCUUUGGCCUCAUCACCUCAGAUGGUCUCAGAGACUGAUGUUUGCAAAGAGCAAGAUCACCCUAAAAGUUCAUCAGAAGUGCAGUUAUCAACCCAAGUUAUCACAUCCUCCCCACCAAGUGCAUCAUGUAGUGACAGAAGCACAGAGGGUCAUUCACGGCCUACUCACCAGUUGUCAUCUGAUGGUCUGAUCAGAGACAGAGCACCUCCGCCACCACCGACUAAACCAUAUCGUAACAAGCGCACAUGCAAAGAAAACCCUUUCAACAGGACAACAUCCCUUGCCGAGAUCCCUAGUGCGUCAUGUUCCUCUUCCCCUAAAGCUGCAGCACCUGGCCAUGGCUUUCCCCUCAUCAAGAGAAAGGUAGAGACCGACCGGCACCUCCGGAAGAAAGACCUCCAGACAGAGCGAGGGGAGCUGGAGAGGCGUUUGAAUGGCCUGGAGCAGAGGGGCGUGGAGCUGGAGAGGAGCCUCAGAAACUGUCACAAUGAAAAAGAGGAUGACCUUUUGGUGAAUUGGUUCACCCUCAUUCAUGAGAAACACAUGCUGGUGCGCAGAGAUGCUGAGCUGGUCUACAUGGCAAAGCAGCAGAAUCUGGAGGAGAGGCAGUCAGAUGUGGAGUAUGAAUUAAGAUGUAUCUUCAAUAAACCAGAGAAAGAUUGGAGCAAGGAUGACAAGGCCAGGGAAAAGCAGCUGAUGUCAGACCUGGUCACCAUCAUUGAACAGAGAAACCAAAUUAUCAACAGCUUGGACCAGGACCGGCAAAGAGAACAAGAGGAGGACAUGCUGUUAGAGGACAUGAUCAAAAAGAGAGAUUCCCAUAGAAGUGAAGAAAAUGAUCAGAGGGUCUUUGCUGGAAAGUUUAAGCCAAUGAAGAUGCUGAAGCAGCUCAGCCACAAGACUGAGAGCAAGAAGGGAAAGGGCAAGCCCUCUGUGAAGAAGAAGAGCUGAAGACAAACCACUGCUGGUGGUGCUGCCACGAGUGCUGAAUGUACAGUGAUGACCAGAGAGUCAGUGUCACAAAUAAAGUUGCCCCUUUAUUGAGAAGUUAUGUAGACAUGAUGACAUAGACAUGUCACUUUAAGUUUCCCCAAAAUGUUCUGAAGUAAUUAUAUUUAUGAGUGAUCUCAGCCAGUUUAUGGCAUUUUCUUAUUCCACAGGACAGGAUAGGGCAUCAUGAAGAAUUUAUGAUUUCAUAGGCUUGCCAGUAUUUAAACUGUAAAAGUAGAUAAAGUUAUGUUUGUGGCCAAUGUUAGGGUUUUCCCCUUCAAUAAGCGAUUUUUGCAAGAAUGUAUAGGUGGAGAAAUGUUGGAUAUUUAUUUUCAGGCUGUUAAUUAAGAAACUGAGACAUUCUGUCAUUGCACUCAAACGAAUCCUGUCUGAAAAGUAAAGUAUUAUGCCUUUUUGUA